Messenger RNA from Limulus polyphemus (Atlantic horseshoe crab), 1725 nucleotides. Its product is annotated as cofilin/actin-depolymerizing factor homolog. Gene Ontology annotation, biological process: actin filament severing; actin filament fragmentation; cell motility. The transcript has 3 exons. Gene Ontology annotation, molecular function: actin filament binding. Gene Ontology annotation, cellular component: cytoplasm; actin cytoskeleton; actin cortical patch. NCBI's taxonomy places the organism in Eukaryota, Metazoa, Arthropoda, Merostomata, Xiphosura, Limulidae. The record is from RefSeq and is a predicted model, not a curated record. Bases 105 to 677 code for a protein of 190 amino acids.
UUACCCAAGUUAUCUAAAAAGCAUGAAGUUUGUUUGGUGGAAAUAGUAAUAAUUAUGACGUCAUUUGUCAUUACCCAAUUACAGUAUUCGACAGGUAAUGCGCUAUGAAAGUCGUGCGUAGUAAUAUGUGUUGGCGGGUAAAGUGUUACCCUAGGACGGGACAGCGAAAACCGAAGGGAAGACAGUUUUGUUUGAAGCAAUUUGUUUUUGUAAGAACCUACUUCAUUAAAAUGUCCUCCGGAGUGUCAGUAGCUAGUGAAGCUAAAACAGCUUAUGAUGAGGUGAAGAAGGACAAGAAAUACAGAUACAUCAUUUAUCACAUCAAAGAUGAAAGAGUAAUUGAUGUAGAACACAAAGGGCCUAGACCAUCUACUUAUGAAAACUUCAUAGAGAAACUUCAGAACUACAAAUCUGAUUGCAGAUAUUGUGUGUUUGAUUUUCCUGUCAGUGUAUCUGUAGAAGGUGGUCAAAAGUCAUCUCCGAUGACCGUCGACAGGCUUAUAUUGAUGAUGUGGUGUCCUGAAUCUUCUACAAUCAAACAGAAGAUGUUAUAUUCAAGCAGCUAUGAUGCCCUCAAAAAAUCUUUAGUUGGAAUCUACAAAUAUGUUCAGGCGUGUGACUUCGACGAAGUCAGUAAGGAUGUGGUUGAAGAUACGCUGAAAAGAGGAGGCAAAUAAAUAUCCUAAUAGUCAUACGGUUGAUUUUUGAUUGUCCCGUGUCAUGAACGCUUUACUGACUCUACAAGCUGGAUACAAUGUCUAGAAUGCGCACCAUCCCUAAACACCUCAUUGAUUGAUUGGUGUAUUGUGACUACAAUUUCUGACAGUAAUAUACAGUAGAAAAUGAGCAAUCCAUUUUUUUAACUCUGUUUUCUAUAUAUUGUUAUUAACAUAUUGAAGUUUUUAGGUAUUUAUAGCAUUUCUCCUGCAUUUGACUAGAAAUUGUUUUCUCUUCAACCUGUAGUCAGUCAAAGCUCAUCUAUUGUUGUUUAUUUGUUCUUGUUUUUGUGUAACCAUCAUUUUUUGUUUUAGUCAAAACUUCCAAGUUUCUUAUUUAAGACAGCUGAUAAAGUGUGCUUUUAAAUAAUUUAUUGUAUCUAUAAAUGGAAAGUUGAUACUAGUAUAGAUAAACUAAGUUGGUUAUCAUAAAGAUAUAUUCAAAGUGUAAACCAAAGAUAAGAACUUUAUGGAAUCUUAAAAAUGAUAAAAUACAGAAAACAAAGAAAAACAAGCUUUAAACUGUAAUUUUGUUUUACUUCUUUAGCUGUUUUACUCCCAUGAAACAUUUGUUUAGAAAAAGGAAUUGCAUGAAAUUUUCCCUCUCCUUAGGCUAUAACCUGUGUUAUGAAUCAUACAUACCCUUAUGUGUAACUUAUUUAUUUAUUUAUUUCAUGUACGUCCCUGGUAGUUUAUUAAGCUAAAAUGAAAUAUAUUUAAAAUGUUGGGCUGCUACUUAUUUCAGAUUAACUUAUUUCAUUAAAUGUUUACAAUACUGUACAAUUAAACAGUGCAUAAUUAAUUGUUAACCACAGUGGCUUAGAAUUAAAUGCUUUCUAACUUAUGGUGAGAAAAAAAAACUAGUUUUAAUCAUGUACUGUAGUUGAUGAUUAUAUAUGUUGAUUUUAUUUAAGUAGCAGUGAACUCAAGUCUUAUUUAUUUAUUCUCAAGUUUUAUGUAUUUUUUGUUAAAAUUCACAGAAUAAAAAAGUCUGUGAAAUAGAUGCAAA